GCCAGCGUCAUUGAGAGAUAGGAGUCCGGGUGAGUUAGUGUGUGUUUGAGAGCUGAGAGUGGAGAAAGAGCUGUAAACAUUUUAGCCCGGAGGCUGCACGGGAGGAGGAGGAGGAGGAAGAGGAGGAGGGAUUUCCCCGACUUUGUGCCCUUUUCAAACUUUUUUGUGCGCUUGGAGCUGCACUCUGUGUCUUUCUCUCUGUGUGUGUGUUUGUGUGUGUAUGUGGGAGGUACAGGCAGGGGCUAUGCAAAGUGAGAGAAGUUGAAGGCAGGGGUAGGGGUGUACAAACCGUGGAGAGGGAGGAGAGAGAGAGAGAGAGAGAGAGAGAGAGAGAGAGGAGAAAAGGCAAACUACUCUUAAGGAAAGGAACCAUGCAAGUGGAUGCUGUCUUCUGCGGGGUCAGGUUACGCAAAAUGAGAGACUACUCCAAGAGCACUUCAUCAGGGCUCACCCAGCUCAGAGAGGAUGCCAGCUGCUAGCACCAUGACCGGUGGGAGGGCCCUGCUGCUCUGUACAAACACUGACAAUUGUAUCUACCAAUCAGUCAACGGGCUCCAGUGCUGUGGCUUGAAGGUCGGGGAGGCUCCAUCGUCGGUGGUGCCCCAGCGCAGAGAGGUGUGCGGGUCACCAGGGGACAGAGACAGGAGGGAUACUGCUGUUUCCACCAAGAGACCCCUCUCCCCCCUACUCAGCUUGAGCGACAGCCCAGGUCCUCCACACACCAUGCUGGCUCACAGGAGAGCCUCCACCACCACUGACCCGCGGACUCCCAACAUGGAGAACGGGCUGUGUGGCAAGCUGAACCACAACAAGAGCCCAGCAGGAGGCAAGACUGCCAGCAUCCGCGAUAAGAUCUCACAGUGGGAGGGCAAAAAGGAGCCUGUCCCACCAACUUCUACAGGAACAUGUCCACUGAGCACGACGCAGAAGGAAGUUGAGACAGUGAAGAAAAAGGAAUCCAAAUCUUCAGAAGUCCAAAGGACAGAUAGCAAGAGGUUUGUCAGCUGGGACAGACAAGACUCAGGGAAGGAGAAUGCUGGAAAGCUGGGGGAUUCGAGGCCUAAAUCUCCAGAAGGCCCAACAAACAAGGACAGAGAAGUGAUCCUAGAGAAGGGAUUUCGGGUUUCCAAGCCAACAGAACAACCCCAAGACAAGAAAAGUGUUUUAACUCAUGUUAAGAAACUGGAGAAGGCAACAAAGGAAGUUCCUGACAGACCUUCACUGGCAUUUCCAGGGAAUUAUUUCUGCCCUCCUUCAAAGGAGGAACUGGAGGAAACAGAAAAGAGAGCCAAUGAGCCCAUUUUUGGGACUUUUGACGUGGUGCGUCCUAGUGGGUCACGGAGGAGGAGGGAGGGGGAUCCAGAGAAUGUAUACAGUGAGCCAGGUGCUCCGUCUAUAAACCCUCUACCAAAACCUCAGAGAACCUUCCAGCACCAUACACCCCCCACUACCCCAGCUUCGGGGCCUGGCUCGGGGAAGGGAAGGAGGAACUUGCCCCCUUUGCCCUCCAUUCCUCCUCCACCUUUACCCACAUGCCCACCACCUGGAGUUUGCAGGAGACCCUGGGCUGACAAACCCCGGGACAGCAGUAACAGGAAGUCAUACGAAUUCGAGGAUCUACUCCAGUCGUCUUCAGAAAGCUGCAGGGUGGACUGGUAUGCUCAGUCCAGACUGGGCCUAACACGCACUUUAUCAGAAGAGAAUGUCUAUGAGGACAUAAUAGAUCCUCCAUCGAAGGAGAAUCCCUAUGAAGAUAUAGAGCUGGAGAGAAGUUGUUUGGGUAGCAAAUGUGUUUCACCUGCUUCCUCAUCUCCUGUCCCUGACACACCAACUAAGCUCUCCUCCAAGCCUGGCUUCUUCAGACAAAAUUCAGAGCGGCGAAGCUUCAAGCUCCUGGAACUACGCAAGACCAGCAGGGACACUGGUAUCUCCUCUCCUUCCCGUAUCAGCCCCCCCUCCACGCCCAGCAGCCCUGAUGACACCCCCUGCCUCUCUGGAGAUCCGUACAAUCGCAGACGGAGGAAAAUCCCCAAGAUGGUGCUGAAAAUCAAUGCCAUCUUCGAGGCGCGGAGAGGGAAGAAACGCAUGAAGAGGGUGUCUCAGUCUACAGAGUCCAGCUCAGGGAGAGUGACAGAUGAGAACAGCGAGUCGGAAAGUGACACGGAGGAGAAACUAAAAGCUCACAGUCAGCGGCUGGUGUCGGUUCAGUCUAUGCUGAGGCAGACGGGGCGGUACCGGACCUUGGAGAGGGAUCUGAUGGAGUUGCAGGAGAGGAAACUCUUUGAGUAUUUCAUAGUUGUUGCGCUCCACAAGACAAAGGCUGGAGUCCCAUACCUGCCAGAAGUCACACAGCAGUUUCCUCUCAAGCUUGAAAGGAGCUUCAAGUUCAUGCGGGAGGCUGAGGACCAGCUGAAAGUCAUCCCUCAGUUCUGUUUCCCUGACGCCAAGGACUGGGCGCCUGUCGACAACUUCCCCAGUGAGACGUUCUCAUUUGUCCUGACUGGUGAGGAUGGAAGCAGGCGGUUUGGCUACUGUCGGCGAUUACUGCCCAGUGGUAAAGGCAGAAGGCUCCCUGAGGUCUACUGCAUCGUCAGCCGCCUGGGCUGUUUCGACCUCUUCUCCAAGAUCCUGGAUGAAGUAGAAAAGAGGAGGGCCAUCUCCCCUGCUCUGGUGCAGCCUUUUAUGAGAGGUAUAAUGGAAGCUCCCUUUCCUGCUCCAGGAAGAACCAUCACUGUCAAAAACUUCCUCCCUGGCUCUGGGACAGAGGUGAUAGAGCUGUGUAGGCCAUCAGAUUCCCGUCUGGAACAUGUGGACUUUGAAUGUCUGUUCUCCUCCUUGAGUCUACGUCUCCUUCUGCGAGUGUUUGCCUCUCUACUUCUGGAGCGCAGGGUCAUCUUCACUGCCGACAAACUCAGCACAUUGUCUCAGUGUUGUCAUGCAGUGGUGGCUCUGCUCUACCCCUUCACCUGGCAGCAUACAUACAUCCCUGUGCUCCCACCCUCCAUGCUGGAUAUUGUCUGCACCCCUACACCCUUUAUAGUCGGCCUCCUCUCUAGCUCUCUCCCUCGACUCAAAGAGCUGCCCAUAGAAGAGGUCCUGGUGGUCGACCUCGGCAACAGCCGCUUCCUACGACAGCUGGAUGAUGAAGACUCCAUUCUCCCCCACAAGCUGCAGGCAGCUCUUGAGCAUGUGCUGGACAAGAGGAGGGAGCUGGCCUCUGAGAAAGGAGAUCUGGCCAAUGACUCCAGCUCCCUUAGCACGGUUGUGUCAGAGGCCUUUGUGCGUUUCUUCGUGGAGAUGGUCGGUCACUACUCCCUCUUCAUGGGUGGAGCAGAGCGUGAGGAUGAGUCUGUCUCUUUCCCCACCUUGCCCAGCCCCUCUUCUUCUUCUUCCUCCCCCUCCUCGUCCUUCCAGCGCGAGGCCUUUCGCAAAGCGGUAACCUCCAAGAGUUUGAGAAGGUUCUUGGAGGUGUUCAUGGAGACCCAGAUGUUCACUGGCUUCAUCCAGGAGAGGGAUCUGCGCAGGCAGGGCCUCAGAGGUCUAUUUGAGGUGAGAGCACAAGAGUAUCUGGACUCCCUGCCUGGGAGUGAGCAACGAGGCGUCAACAAGUUCCUCAAGGGUCUAGGAAACAAGAUGAAGUUCCUUUCCAAGAAAUGAUGUUUGGAUUCAAGAUGUCAUCUGUGAAAGUAGGAAAAAACUUGAAGAACGUAGAGAUGGAGAUGUGUCUUUAGAUCAGAACAAAGGAAGAUCCUUCAAGUGAACUGGACUCGUACUUUGUGGACAUGAGAGACGGUUAGCAGCUUCAUUAGCCAGUCAUUCCAUUAGUGUUGUGGAGGGUUUACUCAGCUUGGACCAAAACUUCCGUCCAACACGAUAAAGCAAUGUCAUGUUGGACUUUUCCCCAGGUUUUGAUGUUUUACAGUCAAUCCCUGCAGUGUAUUACUGUAUAGCACAACACCGUGUAAAUGUUUUUAGGAACAGUGUUCUCCCUUUUUCACUGACUUCACCUAUAAACCUGUAAAGGAGGCCCCUGUUUUGUACAAUACCUUCCUAUACAUUCCAAGUAUUUUCUAUAGAAGCUUUUAUAAAUACAGUAGUACAACUUCUUCAUCAACAGGAGGCUUUUAAGUUAAUUUAUAUUCUUUUAGGACAAACUUAAUCUCUUUAUAAAAUUUCCUUCAAAUGAGUGCAAAGAAAUCUCCUGUAGUUUGUAAUAGGCUUUAUUGAACAGAGUCUAGUCCAGACUGUUUGUAGACCACUUUGGGUUUUUGGGUAAAUGUACCACUGUUUUAAGUAAAUUAACUUUUUAUUGGAAAAGGAAGGAGCACCAAAAGGAAAUCAAUGUGAAAACAUCUCUCUCACUCGGGUUUGAGUAUAGGGUUUGGAUAGACUUGAUGUUGAAGGCAGAUGUGUAUCUUUGGCCAAUCAGUGUUUCACAUAAGCAAUCAGGUUUGCCUUAAACAUGAUUGAGAAUGCAAUGAAACUUUAUAAAUAAAGUGAUUCGAAUUUUUGAA
Messenger RNA from Dicentrarchus labrax (European seabass), 4514 nucleotides. Its product is annotated as DENN domain-containing protein 2A. The transcript has 20 exons. Gene Ontology annotation, biological process: retrograde transport, endosome to Golgi. The record is from RefSeq and is a predicted model, not a curated record. Lineage: Eukaryota; Metazoa; Chordata; Actinopteri; Moronidae. The coding region runs from base 466 to 3657 and encodes 1063 amino acids. Gene Ontology annotation, cellular component: actin cytoskeleton.